UGAUGUUAGGAUAAGCCAGACAGAAGGAGAAUUGUGACCCAUUUCCACUAUACCGCAUGGCCUGACAAAGACGUUCCAAGAAGCACAUCAAGUUUGUUACAUUUCUGGUACCAAGUCAGGAAACACGACGAGAACAAAACAAGACCGUGGUUAGUCCAUUGCAGUGCUGGGGUUGGGCGUACUGGAACUUUCAUUGCGCUAGAUAUUCAGUAUGACCAAGGGAAAGAAAAGGGUACCGUUGAUGUAUUCAAGUGUGUUGAUGAACUGAGGAAACAGAGGGUCAACAUGGUUCAAACAAAGGAACAAUAUAAGUAUCUACAUGGUAUCAUUGUGGAAGCACUGGUGUUACCAUCACAACCUAUACACACGGACAAGUUUCACGGCGUAUACAGUGAGCUCAAAGAGAUUGACUCGAAGACCAGAAAAACGAAACUGUACUUGCAAUACGAGACUCUGAUGGGAGAAUUAGGAACUGCCAGUGGCAACGACUCGGAGGAUGAUAAUUAUACAUCAGCAAAGAGGAUAGAGAACAAAAAGAGAAAUAGAUACGACAAUAUACUUGCACCAAACGAGUUCCGGCCAUUUCUACUUACACAAGUGCCAGGAUGUACAGACUAUAUUAAUGCUGUCUUUAUCCCGGGCUACCGGAAUAAGUUUGGCUACAUACUGACCCAGACACCAAUGCAGGCUACAGCUAUCGACUGUUGUCGUCUAGUUUAUGAGCAGGAGGUCAAAAGCCAUCGUCACUUUUCAAGAACUGGUGACGAUGAUGAUUGA
Mercenaria mercenaria is the source of this 777-nucleotide messenger RNA. Its product is annotated as receptor-type tyrosine-protein phosphatase kappa-like. The transcript has 7 exons. Gene Ontology annotation, biological process: protein dephosphorylation. Gene Ontology annotation, molecular function: protein tyrosine phosphatase activity. Lineage: Eukaryota; Metazoa; Mollusca; Bivalvia; Venerida; Veneridae. The record is from RefSeq and is a predicted model, not a curated record. Bases 286 to 777 code for a protein of 163 amino acids.